UGAUUGGUGAUUGACAAUAAGUUUAGACAAAAUGAACGAAAAGACUUUCUCCUCCAUAAUCAGAAAAUACGAAACCAUUUCAAUUAUAGUUAGAACACAUGUAUCUUCAAUCUCAAUUAAUUGGUUAAACAUCUUCAUUUCCUAUCUUCACUUCUUCUUUUCUUCCGCAUUCGUGACAUUCAAACAAACGUAUCCUUGACCUAAUGACUUCAGACAUAAUUUGUGUUUAAAAACUCUAUAUUCACAGUUAAAUAUCGCAUUUCGCUAUAUUCUUCAUGGAUUUAUUGGUGAAAUGACCUAAUUAGAACUACCAAAGGGAACAAAGAGGAUGAAAACUAAUAUACAUACAUUAAAGACAAAAAGAAAUAGGGUAGAAGGGAAAAAAAAAACUUAGAUACAUACAUGAUACAUAUAUCCCCACACAAAAGUAUGAAAUUAUUAUUAGAUGCAGAGUCAUGGGACAUAGUCAUCUUUUUAUAUUUUUCCCCUAGUGUACCUUCUAUUUUAAUUAUUACCCUUCUUUGUCUUUUGCCUUCAUUCCUUCUCCAUCACUAAUAUCCCCUUUGCCCCUUCACUCUUUUUUUUCUUUAUUUAUAACUUUUUUUCCUACUACUACUAGAUUUGCAGGGGACAAACCUAAACUUCUUCUCUUCUUCAAUUAGGGUUUUCCCCCUUAAAGGGCUAGUGACUAUUCUACUUGUGAAUUAACUUCACUUCUUUUUUUUCAAUCUUGCUACUGUUUUAAUGUUUUGUACUUUGUUUUUGUUACUUUGAUUGAAGAAAUAAAGAGCCAAGUUGUGAUCUCAAGGAGAGCUUCUUCAAAGAAAAGGUAGUUAAAAGGAAGGAUUCAAUGGCAUCAUCAAGCUCAUACAACUCCCCUUGUGCUGCUUGCAAGUUCCUAAGAAGAAAAUGUCUUCCUGGCUGCAUUUUCUCACCUUACUUCCCACCUGAAGAGCCACAAAAAUUCAUCAAUGUCCACAAAAUCUUCGGUGCUAGCAAUGUCACUAAGCUUCUCAACGAACUCCAUCCACACCAACGAGAAGACGCCGUUAAUUCUUUAGCCUACGAAGCCGAAGCUAGGGUUAGAGACCCCGUCUACGGCUGCGUAGGCGCAAUCUCCUUCCUACAACGCCAAGUCGAGCGCCUUCAAAAGGAGCUCGACGCGGCUAAUGCGGACUUAAUCCGCUAUGCUUGCAAUGAAUUCACUUCCUCCACCGUGCCGCCUUUACCUGUUCAUCAUAAUACCAUUUUACGUCAAAGAUCGGUUGAAUUUACUAGAAGACAAUACCAUCAUGAUGUCGGAGGUGGUGGUGGUGGUGGAGGUUUUUACCAAACAUCUAGUUAUCCGAUACCGUAUUCGAAUUCUUACCCUAAUUGGAAUGAUCAUCAAAACUCUACUGGAGAUCAUCAUCAACAUAUCCAUGGAGGAGGAAGUAUUUGAUUUGAUAUAAUAGGGUUUUGUGAUAACCCUCGAUCUUCUAUAUGUUUAUAUCUUUGAACUCAAAAACACUUGUUGUUAGCAUUUUAUAAUAUGGAUAUUGAGUAUUGAGUCAUAGUUAUCUAUCUAUCUAUCUACUACCUAUAAGUCCUUAAAUGUGGCAUGGCAUGGCAUAUGGGAUUUGUUUAAUGGUCAAUAUAUAUAUAAAACUAUUUGG
Molecule: messenger RNA, 1655 nt
Organism: Solanum pennellii
Lineage: Eukaryota; Viridiplantae; Streptophyta; Magnoliopsida; Solanales; Solanaceae
Product: protein LATERAL ORGAN BOUNDARIES-like
Exons: 2
Coding region: 851-1441 (196 amino acids)
Source: RefSeq, a predicted model, not a curated record